UCAUCCCUCGCGUGGCCAACGGCUCUUCUCUUCUCUUCUUCUCCGGCUCGUCUCCGGCUGAUCCGCCGCUUUCAGCAGCCGAUAUACGGGGGAAAUACCGUCUAACCGGCCGAGCCAAGCACCGUCACACGACGCCGGGGGUCUCCGCGAACCUGCCUUUCCUUGCGGCGGCGGAGCGCUAACUCCUCGGGGCUCAGAGAGAGAGAGAGAGAGCAGGGCUGGAGGUGCAGCGCUGGUCCCGGGCGGGGAUGGAGCUGGAGCCCGCCGGCAGCAGGGGCGAGCUGGGGCCCGCGGGGGGGGACCCGCUGCAGCCACAGACCCCCAGCAGGCACGAGAAGAGCCUGGGGCUGCUCACCACCAAGUUCGUGACUCUGCUGCAGGAGGCGAAGGACGGGGUUCUGGACCUGAAGGCGGCAGCAGACACCUUGGCAGUGCGACAGAAACGACGCAUCUACGACAUCACCAAUGUCCUAGAAGGAAUUGGUUUGAUCGAGAAAAAGUCUAAAAACAGUAUCCAGUGGAAGGGUGUAGGUCCAGGCUGCAACACCAGGGAGAUAGCCGAUAAGCUUAUUGAUCUGAAGGCUGAGCUAGAUGACCUGGCUCUCCGUGAACACGAGCUAGACCAGCAGAGAGUCUGGGUCCAGCAAAGCAUCAAGAACGUCACAGAUGACUCCAACAACAGCCCUAUGGCAUAUAUAAGACACGAAGACCUUUGUGGCGCUUUCAAAGGUGACACACUCCUAGCAAUCCGUGCUCCCAUAGGUACACAGUUAGAGGUGCCAAUACCAGAGGCUGUCCACAAUGGACAGAGGAAAUACCAGAUCCGUCUCAAGAGUACAGCUGGUCCCAUUGAGGUUUUAUUGGUCAACAAAGACCCUUCCAGUGCCUCUCCUGUUGUUUUGCCCGUCCCACCUCCAGACGACGUCCUCCAGAGCCUCCCAGCACCGACACCUACCUCCCAGCUGCCCACUACUGCCUCACAGAUCACCAAAGCACCUUCAGUUGGUGCCACAAAACCAGCUCCUGCAGUCAGCCAGACGGUGUCAGAUGCAACAAGCACCACACCACUCACCCAAAUGACAGAAACACCCGCUGCAGUUACCCAGCAACUGCAGUCCUCUGCUUCUUUGGAUGGAUGUGUGUCCUCUUCUACUUCUGCAGUAUUUGAACCAAUUAAAUCGGAUCCAUCUCAAUUGCUGGACUUCUCCAAAGAGCUAUCUGAAAUGUUUGAUCCAACAAAAGAGAUCAUGAGCGGGGAUUUGUUAGAUGACUUGAUGUCGUCAGAAGUGUUCUCGCCUCUCCUUCGCCUGUCCCCUCCACCCAGCGACCACGACUACAUAUACAAUCUGGAUGAGACAGAAGGCCUUUGUGACCUCUUUGAUGUGCCCAUUCUCAACCUUUGACCCUGAGAUUGAUGAAAUCAGUUGUCCAAAUAUGCUAAACCAGCCUCGUUUUUUCCAAGUUUUCCCCUCUCACUGAUGGUGACGAUACAAAGAGGGACUGGAAAACAAGUGUAUGAUCUGAUGAGCAUUUGAAAGACACGACUACAUUGUCACGGUGAGCUCCAACUUAGCUCAGACAGAAGCUUAAUGUACAGAAAUAGAGACAAAAACAAAACAUUUUACUUAACUGCUUUUCAAAGAAAAAAAAAGAGUCAAUUCUAUUUUUGGAUUCUUGUGUAUAAAAGCAUUAUGUUUGUGUGUCAGCUUUCCUGUGUGCUUGUGAGGAAGUGUGUGUUUACUUGAUAUGAAUGUGGUCGAGUGUUUUUUGAGUGUGCUUUUGUACCAAGUUUUCUCUGAACUUGAGUCGGACAUCUCCAGGGAAUUUAGAAAUAAACUAAUGAAUAGAGAGAAUCCCAUUUUAAUCAGGUCAGGUGUCAUAUGAGAUGGGCAGAGCUUCAUGGAGUCCAAACACAGCUGGUCAAAUAUGCACUGUCCUCAUGUACAUAGAGAAAAUAUAUUUUGUACUCACAGUACAUGAGGCUAUCGUUUCAUUAUUAAUUAAAUGUGUAACACAGAGAGAGUAAUAGUUUUCAAAUCAGGCACCAAACGUAAACAUGCCUUUUUCAGAGACCUAUAAGUGUUGGAGACUCCUUGAUUUUUAACUGCAGUUUUCAGUGUUGAAGAAUUGUGUUCCCUUGUAAGAGAGACAAACUUGAAGCUAAGUUGCUGAAACCAAUAAACCUUAAAGAACCAAGGACCAAAAUGACCGUGAUUGAAAGGGAUUUUUAGAAUUUGAUUAUUUCAUAUGAACCUCCUAUUAAAAAUAAAAGCAAGGUCUCCUGUAAACUCUUUAUUAUAGUUAAUGAGUACUUUUAGAAGACAUUGUAUGCUAAAGUCUGUUCUUUAUUCAAUUUUAAAGAUGUGCAAAAAGAUGUAUUUUUAUUCCCCACUCUUCCUUUGGCCAACCUCCAUCUAAGAAACAAUCCUCUGCCUUGUCAAAGAACAUUUGUAUUGUAGUGUCAUUUUCUUUAGGACCUUUGGACUUUACAGUUUUUUUGUUAUUGGCUUGGAUACAACUUAAGAAGUUAAUGUGAGAGGAAUAGCUUCUGCCCCCUUUACUGGACAAAUGGAUUUCACCUAAUAUAUGUAUAUGAAUACCACCGUGCUGAGUUUGUAAAAUGAAAUGUAAGUUCAUGCUGUGAAUGCAGUCGUUAUAAAAUGUGCUCUUGUUUUGCUUAAUUUUGUAAAUGUGGCACCGAUUCCUAUUAAGUUUUAAGUUUUUACACAUUCUUUCUGUGGUAAAUCGCUUUAAAUUAAAAAUUUCAGCUCUAAUUAUUUUCUCUGUGCAGGGGGGCAAGUGAGUAACAGUUCACAAUGAUUUGUUAUUUAUCGCUCUUCUGAUGCAGCACAUCCACGUUUUAUCUUUCUUUGCCUUUUUCUUGUGGAAAAUCCAUUUGUGAUAUGUCCUGUUUUGUCCUGGAUGAUGUGUAUGUAUGUAAAGUAUGUACUGUGUAUAUCACUCUACUGCUUGUAUAGAAUAGCAUUUAUUUUUUAUACCAGUUAGAUAUAUUAUAACAGGAUUGUUGCUACUAAUCUGGGGCUACAUUUAAGAGUCAAAGGAAUUUAUCGACAAAAUCCUCUUCUUUGUCGGAGCAUCCUGUCUCACUGCACUUUUGCAUCACUGUGGACAAACUGGUUGCCAUUUAUCCUCCUUAAUUUGUCGCCUGUCUUGGUGUUUGGACAGUGUUAUGAGCAGCCAGGGAGCUCAACAGGAAUGGAUUAAACGAAUCCUGUCUGUGUGAGACUCGAGCAUACAGACUGUUUUUAACAGGUGCAAAUUUGAUCAACUGUAGUUGUGUCAAAUUAAAGUAAAUACUUUGGUA
Molecule: messenger RNA, 3325 nt
Organism: Cololabis saira (Pacific saury)
Lineage: Eukaryota; Metazoa; Chordata; Actinopteri; Beloniformes; Belonidae
Gene: e2f4
Product: E2F transcription factor 4
Exons: 11
Coding region: 249-1403 (384 amino acids)
Biological process (GO): regulation of transcription by RNA polymerase II
Cellular component (GO): RNA polymerase II transcription regulator complex
Molecular function (GO): DNA-binding transcription factor activity, RNA polymerase II-specific; protein dimerization activity; RNA polymerase II cis-regulatory region sequence-specific DNA binding
Source: RefSeq, a predicted model, not a curated record